Bursaphelenchus xylophilus (pine wood nematode) is the source of this 3138-nucleotide messenger RNA. NCBI's taxonomy places the organism in Eukaryota, Metazoa, Nematoda, Chromadorea, Rhabditida, Aphelenchoididae. The record is from the annotation of a GenBank genome assembly.
AUGGCCGGCCGCAAGGACUCUGAGUCGAAGCGGGUCAGAAUCGACUCGGUCUCGCAUCUGGGGGUUGCGGAUCCGACAGACGCCUCAGGACUUGGCCAUCAGUUUGCUCAAGCCGAGUUGCGACGAGCCAUCGACCGAUCGGACGACUCAGAACGUUCGGACGACGUGUCCCCACCGCUGAAGGCGAUGCGGAGGAAUCGAACGAUCUCCGGCUCCAAGAGCGAGGAUCAUAUGAUGACUACAGAACGUGGCCAGGUGAGUCUGUCUUUGCGCUUGCCGGCCCCUUGGACAAUACGAUUCAUAUCUUUAUCUUCAUCCAUCUGAUAUCUAAGGGAUCACGUAUCUUUCUGGAAUUGAUAAGAAGUGGUUCUUGAUCUUUUUGAUGUCGUUUAUUGUCUUAGAUCCUGCUGAAAAGAUGCGUUCGCUAAAUUAUGACGUAUUUCUUUCCGAGGCAGAUCUUAGGGUUACUGUAACAUAUUGACUUUUGUAUCCGUUAUAUUCCCAUGACUAUAAUUAAGGCGCGCAAAUAGAAAACAUCUCAGGGAUAACAAGUGCAAAUGAAUCAGUAACCAGUAAAUAUAAAAACACAUUUGUUUCCAAAACACUGCUCAUUUCUCCGCUUGUACUCGCCAAGGGAGUUUAGUUUGUCUUCUGAUUUAUUUUGAUCGCUAAUUUCGGUUUCGCUAUUUCCGAUUUCGUUGACGCUGAGUUGAUGUGUUUACAGUUAAUUUGAGGGGUGUUUGAAUGCAAAAUGCUGGGAUUAUAAAAGCAUUAGAAUACAGAAGAGAACGUGGGAGAGAUCCACGUUUGUAUAAUAUAAUAUAAAUCGAGGGCAGAGUAUAUUUCAUUGCUAUUCUCUUAAUUAGGGGCAAAAGUACCAUCCCUACAGUCGCACAAAGACCCCGCCUAUUAUCUAACAGACUCUUUCCCCCCGUUUAUAGACAAAAAAGCGUAGAAUUGACCUUUCGAAGAUGGGAGAGAGGAGACCAGACUUUUUUGAUCACUCUCCGAAAUUCGCGGCCUGUUUUGACUGCUUUUUUAUCUCCUGGAUAUUGUACAAGACAUUCGUGAAGAGCAGAGACUCCGUUUUCAUUGUUUCAGAUCUCUUUUUCAGAUCGGGCAAUGAAAAUUUGAAGCAAGGCAGAAAAUUUGUACAGAAAAAACAUCUUGACGAAAGUCGCUCUUAUCACUUAAAUCGCCGUCUGUCUUUGGUCAAUACUUCAGCAUGGACAUUGAUGACUACACCGGUGUCCUCUCAGAUCAGAUCUUAUGUCUACCGUAUUCGGAAAUUAAUUCUUUCCAGAAGGUUUACACCAAAGGUCGGCCUCCAUGGUACGAUCGUGCUGGGAAGCGGCUGAAGCAGCCCUUUUUGAUCGGAAUCUGCGGUGGAUCGGCUUCUGGGAAGACUACGGUAGCCAGACGUAUCAUCGAGAGAUUGGAGAUGCCGUGGGUUACUGUACUUUCGAUGGACUCAUUUUAUAAGGUAAGCGUUACUCAACUAUCAAGUAAUAUGGACUGGCUAGGUCGGAAAGUAUUAAAAAUACUAAGUGUUCCUAUUUUAGGUGUUGAACGGAGAAGAACGUGAGCGAGCUGGACAGCAGAACUAUAACUUUGAUCAUCCCGCAGCCUUCGACUUUGAUCUCCUUGAAGAAACCCUGAGACGUCUGAGUGAAGGCAAGUCCGUGGAUGUCCCGGUCUACGAUUUUACGACACAUGCUCGAGACAAGAACUCCAAGGUGAUGUAUGGCGCGGAUGUGCUUAUCUUCGAGGGAAUCCUCUCAUUCUUCCGUCCUGCCAUUGCUGACAUGAUGGAUAUUAAAGUAAGCACUAUUCUUUGUUUCUAAAAAUUUAGAGAACAAUAAGAUGAGAAAGAAUAACUUUGUGUAUUCAGGUGUUCGUGGACACAGAUUCCGACACUCGUUUGGCCCGGAGACUGAAGAGAGACACGGCCGAAAGAGGCCGCGAUGCUGCAGGAGUUAUCGACCAGUAUUUCAAGUUCGUUAAACCGGCCUUUGACAAUUUCAUCGGCCCUGCGGCCAAGCUGGCUGAUAUCAUCAUUCCACGUGGCGGCGACAACGAAGUUGCCAUUGAUCUCAUCGUUCGUCAAGUGAAGAAUCAGCUUGCAGAGAGAGGGUACGAUGCCACCAAGAUCAAACUGGAAUGGUCGGCUCUCCGAUCAUCUCCACCCGCUGAAUCCGAGCCAAUGUAUGGACCGUUGCCAAGACCGGACAGUCUCUUCAUUGUGGACGAAACUCCUCAACUCAAAGGCUUACAUACAAUCAUCAGGAAUCGAGAAACUCCCAGAGAUGAAUUCAUUUUUGUCGCUGAAAGAUUAAUGCAGAUUCUGAUCGAAUAUGCCAUGAAAUUCAUUCCAUACGAGCCAACGGUGGUUAUUACUCCGGACGGCGAAGAGUAAGUAAAGUUAAAUCAGCGAUUCAUCAUUGAAAAUGGGAUAUGAACUAUGACUUUUUUCAGAUUCCAAGGAGUCAAAAAGGCCUCUCAGAUCUGCGGAGUCGCCAUUAUGCGAGCUGGAGAGACCAUUGAACGUUCGUUGAGGAAUGUAAUCAAGGAUUGCAAGAUCGGAAAGAUCUUGAUCCAAACGAAUGAUAGGACUAAGGAACCCGAACUCUAUUACCUCAGGCUUCCAAAGAAUGUCAGCGACUAUAAGGUCCUCCUUAUGGAUGCAAAUGUAGCGACUGGUAUGUUAUUUACAUUCUUUGUUAUUUUGAAUUACAAUAGUUAUGACUUCAAAUUAUCAUUUCUUCUUUUUUAGGAGCCGCAGCUAUCAUGGCCAUCCGAAUUCUGCUUGAUCAUGAUGUAAAAGAGGAGAAUAUCACGCUCCUUUCCCUCCUCAUGGCCGAAACUGGAGUCCAUUCGAUUGCCUACGCUUUUCCGAAAGUCAAAUUGGUCACCACCGCGGUUGACAAUCGUAUAAACGAGCUCUGCCACAUCAUCCCUGGAAUGGGAAACUUUGGCGACAGAUAUUACGGUACUGAUGCGGUUGGUCUGACCUCUGACAACGAGAAUGAAGAGAGUAUUUUUGGAGACGAGGAUGAGAUGGCUUCGGUGGACAGUGCCAUCGAAGGAUCGGCCAAUUCCGGAACGACUCAAACUGAAUCCGUCACAGUCCUCGCGUAG